AUGUCGCUUCCAACACUCAACUGCGAUUGCACUUUUGAUUUCAUGGAACCGCCCAAGUCCAAGGACAUCGAGUCCUCUGAUCUCACAGCAGGUGCAUCAAUAACCGAGACCUACACCUAUACCGUUCGCCUGGUACCUCAGCAUUAUCUUGAAAUAAUUGGUGUUGGGGCCUCUAGUCAGGUGUAUAAGGUCAAUGAUAACAUUGUUCUUAAAACUAGUCGGGUCUUUGAAAGGCCUGGUCCGGAUGCCUCCCCGCGCGACCAGUGGAAUUAUGCUUCAGAUACCAUCUUUCACUCUAAUCUGCUGAAAAACGAACGAACUGUCUUUCGAAUACUUCAAAGUAGACCUCAUCCAAAUCUUGCGGCCGCAAUUGACACAGAUCAACCAGAGGGCAUAUAUAUCCGGAGGUACCGAGCUGCAGAUCCUAAAAUCAGCCUCUCACAGCCUCAACGGAUCAAGUUAUACUUCAGUAUCACGGACGCCCUGCGCCACCUACAUAGCCUCAAAAUUGUACAUGCAGACGUGCGAAUUGACAAUAUCCUGUUCGAUGACCAGGACUGGGCGAUACUGUGUGACUUUAGCGCUGCCAGCCCGUGCGGCGAGCCUAAUUUUGUCUUCCCGGAUUUACCGCUUCCCUUGAAUGGCCCAGCAGCGAGUUUGUCUGAAGCGACAGACAUGUUUGCAAUGGCUUCGCUGAUCUUUCAAAUGGAACACGGGGUGUCUCCUGUUCUUUCCAUCGAGAAUGGCGUAUUAGCUCUUCCUGAAAUGAACUCGGGGAUCCAGAGCCUCGAUGAUAUUGUUCGGAACGCAUGGCUGGGGAAAUAUACCUGCACAAAAGAGAUGCUACAGCACCUUUCUUCGAUUGAAGCACAGACAAAUCAUUGCUCUCAUGGGGCACCACUCUCCCCUCGAGUUGAGGACUUGUUAAGAAAUCAAGUUCAAGUGUGGAGGCGCAGCAGAGAGAAUACUCUUGGUAAGGUUGCCCCAUCUUGGAAAAUGCAAAUUUUUGGACAUCUGGGUAAUCGGUCACUAACAAAUGAUGAAGGGACUGUCCUUGAGGGAUUACUUUCAGAAGAGCAACUCAAAGCACUAGCAGAUAGUAAUGGGAUGGAUAUGAAUGCUGAUCUACAUUUCGCUCAUUACGAAAUGCCUGCAUCGUGCUAA
Messenger RNA from Penicillium salamii, 1164 nucleotides. The record is from the annotation of a GenBank genome assembly. NCBI's taxonomy places the organism in Eukaryota, Fungi, Ascomycota, Eurotiomycetes, Eurotiales, Aspergillaceae.